ACAGGCUGUCUCGCUCAGGAAAUGAGCCCCCUAAACCUGCCGCAGCCCCAGGAUUGUGAGCGCCCGAAUGGACGAACCGGCGGCACCAGGGCUUGCUGCAGCUGCACAAGCAGAGGCUACCUAUCAGCCGGUGGUACGUGCUCGGUCCGAUUGCGUUUACACCAGCUGCUACUGUGAGGAGAAUGUAUGGAAGCUUUGUGAACACAUUCGUAGCCAGAAUCAGUACCCAUUAGAGGAAUUCUAUGCUGUUUUCAUUUCCAACGAUAGAAGGAUGGUACCCCUUUGGAAACAACAGGCUGGAUGUGGAGAACAACCUGUGAUUUGGGAUUACCAUGUAAUUUUGCUUCACGUGUCAAGUGGAGGCCAGAACUUCAUUUAUGACCUUGAUACUGUGCUCUCUUUCCCCUGCCCCUUUGAUACUUACAUUGAAGAGGCUUUUAAGUCAGACAGCAUUAUUAAUCCUGGAUUUCGAAGAAAAGUCAGAUUGAUCCGAGCCGAUGUGUAUCUGAAGACUUUUGCUUCUGACCGAUCCCAUAUGAAAGACACCCGUGGGAACUGGUUGAAAGAGCCUCCUCGCUACCCAUGCAUUGAAACAGCUGACUUCAAGAUGAACUUGGAUGACUUCAUCAGUAUGAACCCAGAAGUUGGAUGGGGCUCCGUCUUCCCACUUCCUGAGUUUGUCCAGGCGUUCAGCAAUCAGAAUUGAUUUUAGUUUCCGAUGGAGGACAGUGAAGUACCUAAAGCCGAGGGAUCUCUUUAAUGACGUUUGACAUUCUAUUUAUUGAUUCAUAUGUUUGAGGCUGGAAUAACAUUAUUGAUGUGUUUGGGAAAGUAAAAGGGGUGUCAAUAAUGAAAUAAAACUUGUAUAUAUGUUGCUUUUGGA
Molecule: messenger RNA, 883 nt
Organism: Pogona vitticeps (central bearded dragon)
Lineage: Eukaryota; Metazoa; Chordata; Lepidosauria; Squamata; Agamidae
Gene: NTAQ1
Product: N-terminal glutamine amidase 1
Cellular component (GO): nucleus; cytosol
Molecular function (GO): protein-N-terminal asparagine amidohydrolase activity; protein-N-terminal glutamine amidohydrolase activity
Source: RefSeq, a predicted model, not a curated record